CACAUCCAAGAUGGCGCCCCCAGGAGCUGGGAGCGGGUGACCGGCGGCGGGGAAGCGGCCUGGGCUGGCCCUCAGAUUGCGGGGUCCCGGGGGCCUGUCGCGGGGCGCCCCCGUGACCCACCGACCAGGCCUUCCCCCGGGCCGGAGCGAUGGCCGCCGAGAACAGCAAGCAGUUCUGGAAGAGGAGCGCCAAGCUGCCGGGGAGCAUUCAGCCUGUGUAUGGAGCUCAGCACCCUCCUCUGGAUCCUCGGCUCACCAAAAACUUCAUCAAAGAACGGUCAAAAGUCAACUCAGUUCCUCUAAAGAGCAAGAAGGCCUCCAGUUUCCACGAGUUUGCCCGGAAUACCAGUGACGCCUGGGACAUAGGCGAUGACGAGGAAGAUGGCUUUUCCUCGCCUCCUUUCCAAACCCUGAACUCAAAAGUGGCUUUGGCAACUGCGGCCCAAGUCCUAGAGAACCACAGCAAGCUGAGGGUAAAACCCGAACGGUCGCAGUCGACAACAUCAGACGUCCCCGCCAGCUACCAGGUCAUAAAGUCCAGCAGUGACGCCCAGCUGUCCCGCAACUCCAGUGACACAUGCCUGAGGAACCCACUCCACAAACAGCAAUCUCUCCCUCUGCGGCCCAUCAUCCCCCUUGUUGCCCGGAUCUCUGACCAGAAUGCUUCCGGGGCCCCUCCAAUGACAGUCCGGGAGAAAACCCGCCUAGAAAAGUUCCGGCAGCUACUCUCCAGCCACAACACCGACUUAGAUGAGUUGAGGAAGUGGAGUUGGCCAGGGGUUCCCAGGGAAGUUCGACCCGUCACCUGGAGACUGCUGUCGGGCUAUCUCCCGGCAAACACUGAGCGGCGGAAGUUGACCCUGCAGCGGAAGAGGGAGGAGUACUUUGGCUUCAUUGAGCAGUAUUACGACUCUCGGAACGAGGAGCAUCACCAAGACACCUACAGACAGAUUCACAUUGACAUCCCAAGGACGAACCCUCUGAUUCCCUUGUUCCAACAGCCACUCGUCCAGGAGAUAUUUGAAAGAAUUCUCUUUAUCUGGGCCAUCCGACACCCCGCCAGCGGCUAUGUCCAGGGAAUUAACGACCUGGUCACUCCGUUCUUUGUCGUCUUCCUCUCGGAAUAUGUGGAAGAGGAUGUGGAGAACUUUGAUGUGACCAACCUGUCUCAGGACAUGCUGCGGAGCAUCGAAGCGGACAGCUUCUGGUGCAUGAGCAAGCUGCUGGACGGGAUCCAGGAUAAUUACACCUUCGCACAGCCGGGGAUCCAGAAGAAGGUCAAGGCCCUGGAGGAGCUUGUCAGCCGGAUCGAUGAGCAGGUACACAGUCACUUCAGGAGGUACGAGGUGGAGUACCUGCAGUUUGCCUUUCGGUGGAUGAACAACCUUCUGAUGCGGGAGCUCCCCCUGCGCUGCACCAUCCGCCUGUGGGACACCUACCAGUCUGAGCCAGAAGGGUUCUCGCACUUCCAUCUCUACGUGUGCGCGGCCUUCUUGAUCAAGUGGAGGAAGGAGAUUUUGGAUGAAGAAGACUUUCAGGGCCUCCUCAUGCUGCUGCAGAACCUGCCUACGAUCCACUGGGGCAACGAGGAGAUCGGGCUGCUGCUGGCCGAGGCGUACAGACUCAAGUACAUGUUUGCAGACGCCCCCAACCAUUACCGCCGAUAGGUGCUGUCUCCCCCGGGGACCAGACUGCCCCAUCUCUGAUGGCUUUCAUCACUGUGGCCACUGUGCAAGAAGCCGCGGACCCCGGCCAGGAACCACUCCUGCUGUACAAAGCUCACGCCCACCGCCACCGCCCAGGUCUUAACUUCACAGCAUACACCACGUUGUGUCUCUGGAUGUGUGUCUGGGACCACUGUCAGUAUUCCGUGCCGUGUGGAGGGCCCGACUCUGGGGCCUGGACAUAAGACGGGGAGGCUCGGUCCAUGCACCUGCUGGUUCUGCCCAGGACCCACCUGGUGUUGGUUUUCUUUUACUUUCUUUUUUUCUUCUUCUUUCAAACAGGAAAAACCACAAAUUUUCAUGGCCAAGGCAUAGGGUAUUAGGUUCCCAUGCUGUUGCUUUUGUGACCCAUUUGAUCUGGUCACAGGUCAGGGACACUAUGUUUUCAGAAGACCCUGGUCCCACCCUUCUCCCCUCUUCCCCUCCUCCUCCUGCCCCAGCUGAGCCAGCAACAGAGUGAGUGAGCCCCUCCUUGUCAGGUGGAGGAGAACCCAUGUUCAUAACCCUGAGGAGAGGCUGACACUCAGGGGCUAGGAGCUGCAUUCUCCCUUUCCUACAUUUGGUGUGCGUGCGUGCGUGCGUGCGUGCGUGCGUGCGUGUGUGUGUGUGUGUGUGUGUGUGUGUGUGUGUCUGCGUGCGUGUGUACAAGCCCAUCAGCAUUUUGUCACAUGUCUAAAUUUGUGUCUAGAAUAACCCAUCAGAACCAGUUGGAAAGGACCCUAGGGACCAAGCAGCUGAUGGUCCCUUGAGAAGGACCAGGGCAGGGGAGGGAAAGAGGGUGGUUUGUUUUAUUCUUUUCCUUCUUUUUAACCACCUCUUCAAACUCUUUUUCCAGGGUGAACCACUCCAAGAUAUUAUGUAUAAAUUGUGUUAUUAUGUAUAUGGUAAAGGUGUACAAAUCUGUGUCCUCUUUGUAGCAGAUAUGAUUUUAUAUUUAUAGUGUGCACUGACUUGUGAAAGCAAUCUAGGUCAUUAGCACAGAUGAACUUGCUGGGUGGGGGGGGCUUAAGGGGAGGAGCCUGGGGCCUGGGAGCCAUCUGGAGGGUGUGGCCCUCAGACGGGCUGUCUGCCACUGUCUCUGCCCUCCUCCUGCCUUUCUCUUCCUUCCCUCCCCUCCUUUGGCCUCUGAACACCUGCCUGUCCUUCCCUCAUCCACGGGAGCUUCCUUCUGCCCACCCCCAGCAGCCCCCCCCCAGGAAGGAUGGCGGAGGCAGAAGCCCUCCCUCAGGUUUUGUGGCCCCAGCCUGUCUUCACUGUGGUCAGGACAGAAGCCGGCUGACACUUCAGUGCCAAGAGAAGGGAUCGCUCCCUGUGUGUCCCCAGGAGGGGUGGGGCCUUCUUCCAGAGAGUGUCACUGGGUGUCCCUGUCACCAUCACACUCCCCGCAGCUCACGGGCUGACUGAGCCAUGCUCAACUGGUGUUUGGUAGUGGAGAAAGGGAGGGUGGAGCCUAGUAGCCACCCAUCCACUUGGGAGGCCAGGCGGUGUCCCUAGGGGUGACGCCCUUAGUUCACUGGCCUGUGUCACUCCACCGCAGGCCACACCUCACCCCUGCGAGUUAGGUCCCUCAUCCAAAUGUUUCUCAGGCAUUCUUCCCCGUUCCCCCCUUACCCUUCGGUGUGCCUCAGUAGUCUCCUCCACAGUUGGGAGGACUCGUGGCCCUCCCUCAAACAGAUUAACUAAAGAAAGACACUUGUGUCCCCAAGUGGUGGUUUUAUUUUUUUAGUUUUAUGUUUGUAUGGGAAAUUGUGGAUAAAGUGAAGGGAUUGUAAAUAAAUGGUGUAUUUCCUCCUCCA
This is a messenger RNA of Mesocricetus auratus (golden hamster), 3520 nucleotides long. RefSeq names its product TBC1 domain family member 22B (gene Tbc1d22b). The record is from RefSeq and is a predicted model, not a curated record. Gene Ontology annotation, molecular function: GTPase activator activity. Lineage: Eukaryota; Metazoa; Chordata; Mammalia; Rodentia; Cricetidae. The transcript is spliced from 13 exons. Gene Ontology annotation, biological process: activation of GTPase activity. Bases 150 to 1667 code for a protein of 505 amino acids.